UAUAAUGGCUCGUACCAAGCAGACCGCUCGUAAGUCCACCGGCGGCAAGGCCCCGCGCAAGCAGCUGGCCACCAAGGCUGCCCGCAAGAGCGCGCCGGCCACCGGCGGCGUGAAGAAGCCCCACCGCUACCGGCCCGGCACCGUGGCGCUGCGCGAGAUCCGGCGCUACCAGAAGUCCACCGAGCUGCUGAUCCGCAAACUGCCGUUCCAGCGGCUGGUGCGCGAGAUCGCGCAGGACUUCAAGACCGACCUGCGCUUCCAGAGUUCGGCCGUCAUGGCGCUGCAGGAGGCCUGUGAGGCCUACCUCGUGGGGCUGUUUGAGGACACCAACCUGUGCGCCAUCCACGCCAAGCGUGUGACCAUCAUGCCCAAGGACAUCCAGCUGGCCCGCCGCAUCCGCGGGGAGAGGCUCCCCGGGCAGCAGCAGGCGCACGGCCGUCUGGAUCUCCCGCGACGUGAUGGUCGAGCGCUUGUUGUAGUGCGCCAGGCGCGACGCCUCGCUGGCGAUGCGCUCGAAGAUGUCGUUGACGAACGAGUUCAUGAUACCCAUGGCCUUGGACGAGAUGCCCGUGUCGGGGUGUACCUGCUUCAGCACCUUGUACACGUACACGGAGUAGCUCUCCUUGCGGCUGCGCUUGCGCUUCUUGCCGUCCUUCUUCUGCGCCUUGGUCACGGCUUUCUUGGAGCCCUUCUUCGGGGCGGGAGCGGAUUUGGCGGGAUCAGGCAUCUUGAGAAGAUACUCAAGACCAGGACCCACAGAGGCACAUCCUACGCUCCUUUUUCUCCUUUUGUCAUGGCUCGUACUAAGCAGACUGCUCGUAAGUCCACCGGCGGCAAGGCCCCGCGCAAGCAGCUGGCCACCAAGGCUGCCCGCAAGAGCGCGCCGGCCACCGGCGGCGUGAAGAAGCCCCACCGCUACCGGCCCGGCACCGUGGCGCUGCGCGAGAUCCGGCGCUACCAGAAGUCCACCGAGCUGCUGAUCCGCAAACUGCCGUUCCAGCGGCUGGUGCGCGAGAUCGCGCAGGACUUCAAGACCGACCUGCGCUUCCAGAGCUCGGCCGUCAUGGCGCUGCAGGAGGCCAGCGAGGCCUACCUCGUGGGGCUGUUUGAGGACACCAACCUGUGCGCCAUCCACGCCAAGCGUGUGACCAUCAUGCCCAAGGACAUCCAGCUGGCCCGCCGCAUCCGCGGGGAGAGAGCUUAAGCCUCACUAGAAAACAAUAAACCCAAAGGCUCUUUUCAGAGCCACCUACC
This is a messenger RNA of Acomys russatus (golden spiny mouse), 1254 nucleotides long. RefSeq lists its product as uncharacterized. The record is from RefSeq and is a predicted model, not a curated record. The coding region runs from base 5 to 1204 and encodes 399 amino acids. Gene Ontology annotation, cellular component: nucleosome. NCBI's taxonomy places the organism in Eukaryota, Metazoa, Chordata, Mammalia, Rodentia, Muridae. Gene Ontology annotation, molecular function: structural constituent of chromatin; protein heterodimerization activity; DNA binding. The transcript has 3 exons.